UAUAAAAAGGAAAGAGCAAUUUUGCCUUUGGACACUCUAUGGUUCUGUCUCUAUUGAAACCAUGGAAAUCUUUAAUACUAUCUUUAUCUUCUUCACGCUUACUAUCUCUUUCAGGGGUGUAAUAUUACAGGUUGAAGCUGCCCAGCAAGCUCUGGUCUGCCUCGCCCCGACAACCAGCCGAUGCCGCGGGAAGGUGAUCUGGUGCCCGAGCCAGUGCCCCAGCACAACCUCCACCGACACUAAGGCUAAAGUCUGUUAUCUCAACUGCAAAUCCCCCUCCUGCAAAGCUGAAUGCCAGCAUCGUGUUCCGAACUGCAAUGGCCUGGGAUCAGCCUGCUAUGACCCCCGAUUUGUAGGUGGAGACGGCAGUGUCUUUUACUUCCAUGGCAAGAGCAACGAGCACUUCAGCUUAGUCUCCGAUCGCUCCAUCCAAAUCAAUGCUCGGUUCAUCGGGCAUAGACCGCCUGGUCGCCCCCGUGAUUUUACGUGGAUUCAAGCACUAGGAGUUCUCUUUAACUCUCAGUCUUUCUCUGUAGAAGCCAUAAGGUCGGCGACAUGGGAUAACGAAACGGAUCACUUGAAGUUCACUCAUGAUAGGACCGAACUAGCCCUGCCCGAAGUUCCACUCUCUUCAUGGAUGUCUCCGGGAGGCGACAUAAAGGUUGAGAGAAUUUCGAGGAGGAAUAGUGUGAUCUUGACGCUCAAAAGCAUGGCAGAAAUUAUCAUCAAAGUGGUUCCCGUGACAAAAGAAGAUGAUCGAAUUCACAGCUAUCAGAUACCGUCUGGCAAUUGCUUUGUCCACCUGGAGGUGCAGUUUCGGUUCUUCGGCCUGUCCCCUAUGGUCGAGGGAGUACUCGGCCGCACAUACCGGCCCGACUUUGAGAGUCCUGCUAAGCCUGGUCAGAGAGUGCCGGUCCUGGGAGGGGAAGACAAGUACCGAACAACUUCGCUUUUCUCUGCGGAUUGUGCGUUUUGCAGGUUUUCCCCUGACAGCUUCUUCACCCAGUUGGAGACGUCAUUUUGGCGGACUUCGGUUCUUUAGAUUGCGCCAAUGGGGCUGCUGGCGGACAUGGCAGGCAUGGCAUACUUUGUAAGAGAUAAAAGUAAAAGUAGGAUAAUUGUCUGGUAAUCGGAUUCAUUACUGUAAGAAUAAUAAAAUGAGCUUUACCAAUGAAAUAAAAUCAGCACUCUCCCUUUACUA
Punica granatum (pomegranate) is the source of this 1201-nucleotide messenger RNA. Lineage: Eukaryota; Viridiplantae; Streptophyta; Magnoliopsida; Myrtales; Lythraceae. The record is from RefSeq and is a predicted model, not a curated record.